Molecule: messenger RNA, 324 nt
Organism: Symbiodinium natans
Lineage: Eukaryota; Dinophyceae; Suessiales; Symbiodiniaceae
Source: the annotation of a GenBank genome assembly
AUGUUCUGCUCGAAGAAGCCGCCGCCACCCGAGGAGCCGCAAAUCGAUGUGGAGGCAAAGCUCAAGGAGCUGGAAGACAAGCUCACCAAGAAGAUCGAUGAGCUCCAGUCCUCCGUGACCGUGCAGCUGUCUCGCGACCUGGAGGUCCUCAAGGCAGAGGUCCAGGACAAGGUGAUGCUGGCUGACGAAGCCCUGAAGGCACCGAAAAGGGGGGUCUGGUGCGGGCGCCUCCGGGAUGCUUUGGGCGGCUGCGAGCAAGCGCAUGCUGCCAAGGUCGCCGUGGAGAGGCACACGCAGUCCCUGCAUGACCUUCGCAAGGACUGA